Messenger RNA from Kluyveromyces marxianus DMKU3-1042, 1524 nucleotides. It is a transcript of the gene TFA1, whose product is annotated as transcription factor TFIIE subunit TFA1. The transcript has a single exon. Bases 1 to 1524 code for a protein of 507 amino acids. Gene Ontology annotation, biological process: transcription initiation at RNA polymerase II promoter; transcription open complex formation at RNA polymerase II promoter. Lineage: Eukaryota; Fungi; Ascomycota; Saccharomycetes; Saccharomycetales; Saccharomycetaceae. Gene Ontology annotation, cellular component: transcription factor TFIIE complex. The record is from RefSeq and is a predicted model, not a curated record.
AUGGAUAAACCAAUCGAAGAAACGAUCAAAGCUUUGCUAAGUUUUGUUGUUCGUCAAUUCUAUUCUAACUCAUACGUGCUAGUUUUGGAUGCCAUUAUGUUCCACUCAGUUCUAUCUGAGGAGGAUUUGGCGCAUUUAUUGGGUAUCAAGAGACCAGAGUUGCGUUCACUUAUAACAGUUCUCCUUGAAGACCGUAUUCUAGCACGUCAUUCUCAACAAGAAUUCGCCGUUAAUUCUCGUAGUGUUAAGAGAUACUACUACUACAUCAAAUAUCCGCAAGCAAUCGAUGCCAUCAAAUGGAAAGUUCAUCAAAUUGUGGCAAAAUUAAAAGAUGACUUAGACAAAAAUAGUACGCCCCAGGGCUAUAUAUGUCCGAUGUGCUCUACCCGGUACUCUCAGCUAGAAGCCAUUGCAUUACUAAACUAUGAAAGGACGCAAUUUAUAUGCUCAUUGUGUGAAGAGCCAUUGAUAGAGGACGAUUCUGGAAAGCGGAGUAAGGAGAAACAAGGAAGACUUAACAGAUUAAUGGAUCAAGUGCAACCUAUCAUUGAUUACUUGAAAAAGAUAGAUGACAAUAUGAUUGAAGAAAACACCUUUGAAACCGCAUUGGCGAGAUUGAUUCCACCACAGAAUAACUCUGUUGCACAAUACACAUUGAACCCAAGAGCUCGUAAAUCUAGGAUGUUUGUUCCUGGUGAUAUCAGCAUGGGUAAUGAAAGCAGUAGAAAGGCUGGUGUCAAAUCGCAGGCAACGUUGCAUGUCAACAUCACUACCCAAUAUGACGAAAUGUAUCAAAAAGAUCAACAAGAAAAGCAAGCAGAAGAGAGAAGAAAGCAAAACGCUCUACCAACCUGGCACGAAAAGAGUACUAUUGGUGAGGAGGCUCUAGGUAAUUUGAGAGAUGAGUACGAUAUGAGUUCUCGUGUGAAGAUAGAGGAGGAAGAUGAGGAAGGUGAAACUGCAGGUGGUGCUAAUGUAGAUACUGGGGCUGGAGAAGAGGAUCAAGAUAUGGAUCAAAAUGGAGAGGACAUUGGAGGACAGGAUUACGGACAGCAGCAACAGCAACAAUAUCAACAACCUGUCAUUCGUUCUACGCUUACUGACGAGCAGAUGAAAGAAAGAGAAGCAGAACGUACACUUGCCGAAUACUACGCUCAACUUGCAAAGAAGAACGCAGAAGAGGAUGAAGAUAUUGAUGACGAUGAUGAUGAUGAUUUAGAUGUAGAUGACGAUGAUGUUGAUGACUUCGAAGACGUUCAAGACGAUGAAAACGAGGACGGUAAUGAUUCGGAAGAUGCAUCUGCUUCCGAUGCAAGGAACAGUAAAGAGGAAUCGGUAUCAACGGCAGAAGCUCUAAGUAGCUCUGUGAGACCAGAAAAGGGUGAUGAUGAUGCAGAUGAUGACAUGGCAGAAUUAGAAGAUAUUGAAUUAGAAUCAGUAAAAGCCGACGACGAAGCAAAAACAGCAGCAACUGAAAAUGACGCAAAUGAUGAUGAGGAAGGGCAGGGAUUCGAAGACGUUUAA